AUGGCGAGUACCGGAGAUCUCGUUCGCACAUUCGAAACGUUAUUGCGAGGCGAUGUCGCGAUAGUUGGCGGCAAGAACUCCUCUCUCGGGGAGAUGAUCAGCGCCCUCGCAGCAAAAGGGAUCGAUGUACCCACUGGCUUUGCAACGACAUCAGCUGCGUACUGGCGCUUUGUCGAUGCCAACAAUAUCCGGCAAAAAAUAUCCGACCUCAUCUCGGAAUGGCAAUCGGGAAAGAGCCAGCUUGCGGAAACUGGUCAGGCCAUAAGGAAGUUGUUCCUACGUGGUGACUGGCCAGAGGAUACGGCAACUGCCAUCAAGAAUGCCUACUGUCAGCUUUCAGCCAGUGCUGGAAUCGAGAAUUUAAGCGUCGCCGUACGUUCCAGCGCAACAGCAGAAGAUUUACCCGAUGCAAGUUUUGCCGGUCAACAGGAAACAUUCUUAAAUAUUUCAGGCGAAGCGGCAUUGUUGACCGCCUGUCGGCGCUGUUAUGCUUCACUGUUCACCGAUAGGGCCAUCAGCUAUCGUCAGAACAAGGGGUUCGACCAUAUGAUCGUUGCACUUUCGAUCGGAGUCCAGAGGAUGGUUCGCUCUGAUCGGGGAGGUUCCGGGGUAAUGUUCUCCAUCGACACGGAGAGUGGCUUCGACAAGGUGGUGCUCAUCAACGCAGCCUACGGACUCGGGGAAACGGUCGUGCAAGGCGCGGUCAAUCCCGAUGAAUACCAGAUCUACAAGCCACUUCUUAACGAUCUCAAACUGGUUCCAGUCAUUGAGAAGAAAAGGGGAGAAAAGCAGAUCAAGAUGGUAUAUGGUGGGGAAGAUAUGCCAACCCGUACUGUGCCGACCUCGAAAGCAGAGCGAGCCUCGUAUGUGCUCAACGAUGAAGAGAUUCUUCAGCUAGCACGGUGGGCUUGCAUCAUCGAACAACACUAUGGUUGCCCGAUGGACAUGGAAUGGGCUAAGGAUGGAAUCACAGAUGAACUAUUCAUCGUCCAAGCCCGGCCAGAGACUGUCCAUUCAUGUGGAGAUGCAGCUACUUUCAAAACCUAUAACGUCGGCAAGAGAGGCACAAUAUUGACGAAAGGGCUUUCAGUCGGUGAAGCCGCCGUAUCUGGUCGCCUGUGCCUCAUUGAAAACGCUCGAGACAUAAGCAAAUUUGUCGACGGCUCGAUAUUGGUGACGGAAACGACUGAUCCGGACUGGGUGCCAAUCAUGAAACGGGCCGCGGCCAUUAUUACAGACCACGGCGGGCGAACUUCACAUGCCGCAAUUGUCAGUCGAGAACUGGGUGUGCCGGCGGUGGUUGGGACGGGCAAUGGUACCUAUGUGCUACAUUCCGGCGAGGAUGUAACAGUCUCUUGUGCUGAAGGUGACGUCGGCUUCGUUUACGAUGGCAUCUCGGAAAUCAAAACUAAAACCGUGGAUCUAACGGGAUUGCCUCCGACUCGGACCCAUGUCAUGCUCAAUCUCGCGAAUCCCGCCGCCGCAUAUCGCUGGUGGAAAUUACCCGUCGACGGCAUCGGCCUUGCCCGCAUGGAAUUCGUGGUCACCAACGCGAUCCAAGUGCAUCCCAUGGCUCUCGUGCAUUUCGACCUGUUGAAGGACCAAAGAGCCCGGAAAGCGGUCGAGAAGCUCACCAUCGGCUACGACAACAAGCCUGAAUACUUCGUCGACAAGCUAUCGCGUGGGUUCGCAGCGCUGUGCGCCGCUGUCUAUCCCAAGCCGGCCGUCAUCCGUAUGAGCGACUUCAAGACAAACGAAUACGCAAACCUCAUCGGCGGCGAACAGUUCGAGCCGAAGGAAGAAAACCCAAUGCUCGGUUUCCGUGGUGCCUCGAGAUACUACUCCCCCCGCUAUAAGGAAGGUUUCGCCCUUGAAUGCCAAGCGAUCCGCCGUCUCCGCGACAAGAUGGGCUUCACCAACGCCAUCGUGAUGAUCCCCUUCUGUCGAACGGUCGGUGAAGCGGAGAAGGUGCUGGAAGUGAUGGCGGAAAACGGGCUGACUCGGGGAGAGAACGGGUUGAAAGUCUACGUCAUGUGCGAGAUCCCCUCCAAUGUCAUCCUCGCCGACCGCUUCAUGGAGAAAUUCGACGGGUUCUCCAUCGGCUCGAAUGACUUGACCCAGCUGACCCUCGGCGUGGACCGCGACUCGGGCGAGCUAGCGGAUCUAUUCGACGAGCAGGACGAGGCCGUCCGGUGGAUGAUCUCGACGGUGAUCGCGCAGACGCGGAAGACGGGGAACAAAAUUGGGCUAUGCGGACAGGCGCCGAGCAACCACCCGCAGUUCGCGCGGUUCUUGGUGGAGUGCGGGAUUAACUACAUCUCGGUCAGCCCAGACAGCUUCGUCGCUGUCAAACAGCAUGUGAUCGUUGCCGAAUCAAACAAGGCAAGGUUGGGGAGCGACGCAUCUGCUACACCGUCGUUUUUAUGA
Messenger RNA from Eremomyces bilateralis CBS 781.70, 2427 nucleotides. Its product is annotated as phosphoenolpyruvate synthase. Gene Ontology annotation, biological process: phosphorylation; pyruvate metabolic process. NCBI's taxonomy places the organism in Eukaryota, Fungi, Ascomycota, Dothideomycetes, Eremomycetales, Eremomycetaceae. The record is from RefSeq and is a predicted model, not a curated record. The transcript has a single exon. Gene Ontology annotation, molecular function: pyruvate, water dikinase activity; ATP binding. Bases 1 to 2427 code for a protein of 808 amino acids.